GGGUGGAAUCUCUGUUCUCAGAGAUAUCCAAUAUCCAUGGUCCCACUGUUGACCUUGCUUGAGCAGUUGUUGAAACAGAUUGUCUCCAGAGGUGCCUUCUAGCCUCUCGAGCACUGACUCUGCCUCUGUACCUGUGCUGUCAGCCCAGGAGAUUGCUGCUGGCUGCUCACAGCACCUGACCAGGAGGAUGCUGAGCCAGGCCUGGGUGGAGGCUGGAAUACUGGCAGGGCUGCUUUGGGCUGGGUCCCACAGUCUCUGACUCCUGUCAUUGCCCCUCCAAGGACUCUGCUUCAGCCUUGGAACUUUCAUGUUUCUCCUCAGGCUGGCAAAUUUGAAUUUUAAAAUACCUUUUCUAACUCCCUAGUCACUUUUGAAUCCUGCUGCUGCUCAUAUUGCACCUUUAAUAAGGAUUUUGGGACAAGCAGCCUUCAGACAAGAAUCACCUGUUCAUUACCACCUUCAUUUUGCAGGGUUCCUUUCUAGGCCAGUUGCCAUCAUUGGGCUGGGUGAGACCCCCAGAUCAGCAGAGAAGAAGGUGAGUUUUGAGGCAGAGCACAUGGGAAAUUUGCCCUCUCUGGGUAAGCCCAUCGCUUGUUCUUCUGUGCUCCUCAAAACUGCCCAGAUGAAGGCAGGUUUCCCAUGGUGCUGCCUGCAACCUGCCUGCCCUGGGGCAAGGGGCUGGACUCACCAUCCUGGGCCUCCAGCAGUGCUAAGGACAGUGGUGACAGGGCAGGAUGGGAAAGUGCCCGAGAGACCCCGGGCACCUCCUCACCACCACACUCAGAGCACGGGAGGCAGCGGGACCCCCGGCCAGCUCGGGUGAAGGCCACGGGUAGGCUCAGAAGAGAUUGCACAGAGCCAGGGACACAGCAUGGCCAAGCCCCAGCUGGGCUGCAGCCAAGCCCAACCCCAAGGCCAUCCAGCCCAACCAGGGCUGGCAGCGGGGGACAGCAGGGGGGGACAGCAGAGGAGGGACGUGCCCCAGCACUGCAUAAAAAGCCCCAGCAGGGACAGGGAGCAGGCGACACUCUCAGGAGAUCCCAGAGCAGCACUGCCAGAGCUGUAGGAGAAGGGCCAUGGAGCAGUACUUCUCAGCCACCCAGAAGAUGGAGCAGGAGGUGAUGUUCCCCAGCCUGCUCCGAGGGGUCUUCCCGCAGCAGGAGGGGGCAGCCCCGGCCGCGGAGAGCCGCACGGACCUGUACGAGCGCUACCAGCUCCUCAAGGCCAUCAAGCCCAUGGUGGAGAAAGGCCUGGCCUCUGUCGGGGACCAGAGCCCCACCGGUGCGGACGCCGACGUGGACGCGUCCUCGGACAGCAACGAGGCCGGAGAUGCCCAGCUCGAGGAGCGCCUGUCCCACCACCUGACUGGCCUGCAGCAGGUCCUCACCCACCUGACCAGGGACACCAACGCCCUGACCCGGAGGUACAGCCAGAUCCUGGAGCAGAUCAACCUCAGCGAGGGCCAGCCCAGCUGGUGACCCUGUCCUGGCCACCAGGACAGGUGCUGGUGUCAGGAAGCACAAGACGUCCCCGUCGCUGACCAUCACAGGCUCUUCC
This is a messenger RNA of Catharus ustulatus (Swainson's thrush), 1557 nucleotides long. RefSeq names its product thyroid hormone-inducible hepatic protein-like. The record is from RefSeq and is a predicted model, not a curated record. The coding region runs from base 1077 to 1478 and encodes 133 amino acids. The transcript is spliced from 2 exons. Gene Ontology annotation, biological process: regulation of lipid biosynthetic process. Lineage: Eukaryota; Metazoa; Chordata; Aves; Passeriformes; Turdidae. Gene Ontology annotation, cellular component: cytosol.